Molecule: messenger RNA, 2346 nt
Organism: Microplitis demolitor
Lineage: Eukaryota; Metazoa; Arthropoda; Insecta; Hymenoptera; Braconidae
Product: organic cation transporter protein
Exons: 9
Coding region: 473-2083 (536 amino acids)
Biological process (GO): transmembrane transport
Cellular component (GO): membrane
Molecular function (GO): transmembrane transporter activity
Source: RefSeq, a predicted model, not a curated record
AUUCUGAGCGCGCGAUCGUGAAACGCAUUACAAGAGUAAGUUUUAUGCCCGACAAACUUGUUCUCGAUCAGUUGCUCGUGUCAUACUGACAGUAUCAACAAUUACUAUUGUUUAAAUAAUAAGUUUUUUUUUUAAUUUAGUAUUUUUGAUACUUAAUUUUUUUUUUUUUUACCAAUAAACCCCAAAAUUUUUUUUUAUAAAUCAAAUAGACUGAUGAUAAGUGUGUGAUUACACGUGACAUUUUUUUAUUUCAAAAAAUUUAAAUGUCAAAUAAUAAAAAGAAGUAUUUUUGAUUAAAUGAUAAAAAGAUAAAGAAAAGUGUGGAAUCGUGACUACUUACAAGUGUCAAAAAAUUAAAGGGCGUGAUUUUUAAAUUUGAAUUUUGUGUUUAGGUAAAAAAUUAAUAAGACGAUUUAAGUGGAUUAGCAACAGUACAGUUGAAGUGAUAAACUGAUCGGUAUUAAUUGAUGCUAUGAAGGAUACUCCAACUAACGGAUAUGCUGAAGUAAACGGCAAAAAUGGAGUUACCGACAAAGACAAGAAAUGUGAAGAUUAUGAAGAAGUGGACGCGAUCCAGGAAGCGAUGGGCGCGAUGGGAAGAUGGCAAGUCCUCGUGUGUAUCGCCAUUUCCUUAGUCAAAUUUCCCGUAGCGUGGCAUCAAUUAGCUAUGGUAUUUAUGGCACCACAUGCUCAACAAUAUAAUUGUACAACUCCUGCAUAUUCAUCAGCCAAAGAUCAAUGCAUUGUUAACGUAAACGGCAGCCAUGUUGAGUGUCAGUCUUGGGAGUUUGACAGAAGUACCUUUCCAGAAACGAUAAUAUCUCAGUGGAGUCUAGUUUGCAAUCGUUCCCAUUAUGCGAAUAUACAGCAGUCAUUACUCAUGUUCGGUAUAUUAUUAGGAAAUAUUACAUUUGGUAGUUUAGCAGACAGAUUUGGCCGAAAAAUUCCAUUGAUGAUUUCUGUGAUACUUCAAUUAGCAUCAGGGAUCGGUUGCGCAGUGGUGCCGUGGUUUCCAGCUCUUCUGUUUUUCAAAUUACUGGCGGCGAUGGCCACUGGAGGAACAAUGGUCACAAGUUACGUGAUAUGUAUGGAAAUAGUCGGCACUAAAUGGCGAGCAGCUAUCACAGUCCUCUAUCAAAUACCAUUUAGUUUGGGACACAUGUCAUUAGCUGGGCUAGCAUAUCUAUUCCGUCAUUGGCAGCAUUUACAAUUGGCCAUAUCACUGCCGUCAAUAAUACUCUUGAGUUACUGGUGGAUUGUACCAGAAUCUCCCCGAUGGCUUUUGGCUGUCGGCAGACAAAAAGCCGCCUGCAAAAUACUCAAGAAAGCCGCCAAAGUUAACAAAGUUCCUGAUAAAGAUAUUCCAGAGUUAGUACGAAAGCACUAUUUGCAUCAAAAUUCGAGAAAAUCGGCGUCUGAUCAUUCGGCAACAAUUGUUGAUUUAUUUAGAACUCCAAAUAUAAGGAUAAAGUCAUUAGCGAUAUUCUUUAAUUGGAUUGUAUGUGGAAUGGGUCUUUUCGGUAUGACCCAGUACAUUGGACAAGUUGGAGGCGAUAUAUUUGUUAAUUUCGCCGUGUCGGGCGCAACUCAAAUACCGGGUAAUUUUGUCGCCUGGUGGGUCAUGAAUAAAUUGGGCAGAAAAAUUACAUUAAUUACUAGUCACGUUACUGCUGGUGUUGCUACCUUACUUUUAAUUGCUGUACCUGAGAAUUUAGCAUGGGCACGACUUAUAUUGGCUUGUUUUGGAAUUGUCGGAAUGUCUGUGUCAUUUACGACAGUUUAUUUAUUUUCCGGUGAAUUAUUUCCGACUGUUGUUAGAAAUAUUGGAGUAGGAACGAGCAGCAUGUGCGCGAGAAUAGGAUCUAUGGUUGCGCCAUUUGUUGUUUCUUUGAGUACGGUACAAUUCUUUUUACCUCCGUUAAUUUUCGGUACAUUCCCGCUGGUUGGUGCGGGCUUGGCAUUAUUUUUACCAGAAACCAACGGAUGUAAAUUACCGGAAACUCUUCAAGAUGGUGAAGAUUUUGGAAAAAAAAUAAAAAAAUGUUUAAAAAGAAAAGACGCGGAAGCUGAAGUAUCACUUUAAUGUAAAUAUACUUACAUUUAUUUACAAGCAGUAAAAAUAUCAAAGUUAGACUAUUGUUAAAUUAAAUCAUUCCGUUAUAGUUUUAUUUAUUAUUAUUAUAAGAUAUUUAUAACUUAAUAUUUUUAACAAUCGAAUUUUAUUGAUAUUUAAUGAAAAUUACCAGUAAUUAAUUAAAGUAAUUAAGUAUAAAAUAAAAACUAUAUAAAUUGUAUUUUUUUUAUUGUAAAAAAAUUUUUAAUGCAACGUAUUUUUUUAAUUCUAGA